CAUCAAGAAUGCGCAAAGGGCGGAUGUUGCGUAAUCCCCUUACGAACGAUUUGUUAUUGAUGGCGACAUCAUGUGAAUUGGUAGUUUAGUCGAUUUAAUUAUUUCGUGUUUGCAGUUAAUGGUUUUGAAACAUUCCUGUCUGUAGUCGUUUAACAAGGACAUCGGGCACUGACGUCGAAUCAGAAAUUUAGCAUCAUGAAGAUCGGAAUCUUGUCCCUCUUGGUCAGAGCCUCUCUCCUUGCUGUGUCCGUCCUUGGGCAAACCACAGAUGUUGAAGAGCUUGCCAGGAAAAAUGCAGACUUUGCUACCCGGUUGUACAGCAAGAUUGCUAGCUCAAGUGAUGAAAAUGUAGCCAUUUCGACCCUUGGGACUACCUUGGCCUUAGCCACAUUAGCAGCCGGGGCUGGUGGGGCUACUCGCACUGAGCUGCUACAGGGUAUUAAUGUGGCCUCCAUGGAGAAAGAUGGAGAGCCAGAACGGAUUCAGACCCUACUGAAGGAGCUGAAGGAGAUCACUGCUCAAAUCCAGGCCACUGGCCUCUUCAUGAAGCAGGACGUCAAGGCAGAAGACGGCUUCAGCAAACAGGUUAAGCUGUUUUAUAAUGCAGAUGUUCAACAUGUGAAUUUUGCCAAUGAACAGCAGGCCAAAGGAAGCAUCAAUGAUUACGUAAGAAGCCGAACAGGGGAAAAGGUCAAAGAUGUGGUGGAGAACGUAGAUCCACAAAGCAUGGCGAUGUUCAUCAGUGCGGCUUUCUUCCCAGGUAAGUGGCUGCAACCCUUCAAUAAUACCUUCACUCAAGAGGAGCGUUUCUAUGUGAACAAGUAUAAGAUUGUGCAAGUGCCCAUGAUGCUCCAUUCGGGGAAAUACUACUUGGCCUAUGACCUAACAUUAAAGGUUGGCAUUCUGAAACUGCCCUGUGAGGAGGGCAAUGCCAUGCUUGUCCUUCUUCCAGAUGAAGAUGUGGACUACACCUACAUUGACGAAUCCAUGACUGGGGACGUGUUUCGUGGAUGGGUUGAAAAGCUGAAAAAGACGAAGCUGGAGAUUCAGUUGCCCAGAUUUACAUUGAAGCAGUCCAACUCACUAAGUAUAAGUCUGCCCAGCCUGGGCAUUAAAGAGAUCUUCGGGAAUACUGCAGAUCUCUCUGGAAUCAGCAGCAAUGAAGGCCUGAAACUGUCAGAGGUGGUACAGAAGGUCACUGUGGAGGUGGAUGAGACCGGAGGCUCAGUGGCCGAUGCCUCCGGCAAUCUCUUUAUGACCCCGCUUCCUCCUAGGCUCACUUUCAACCGACCCUUCAUUUUCGUCAUCUACCAUGAGGCCACAGAAUUCAUCCUCUACAUAGGACGUGUGGUCGACCCAACUAAGAACUAAUUAUGAACAAAGAAACUAUCAAUAGUUUACUUACAGUCUUAUUCCUACUCAUAGAUUAGCCUGUUGUUUUGCUUGAAUAACCAACUUAGAAUUUAGCAUUUGUGUAAUGUAACAGAAGAGUGUUUAAAAUGUUUAUAGUAAAACAAAAAUAUCAGUAGAAUAUAAUUACAAUACAAUGUCUGUAAUGAACUGUAAAUGUAUAGUGUUUUCUGAAAUGGUUGAUUAAGGCGAUUUACUGAUGGUGUGAUGAAGUGUUAACCACACAGUAUAAUGUUGCAUGUGACUAAAAACUUUUUUUGUCAUUGUUUUGUGCUUCUGGAGAUUUCCGCAUAGUAUUCUUAUUAGCACUUUAAAAGGCUGUUCAAAUGCAACUCAUUAAAGCAUGCCAUGUUCAA
Molecule: messenger RNA, 1766 nt
Organism: Carassius carassius (crucian carp)
Lineage: Eukaryota; Metazoa; Chordata; Actinopteri; Cypriniformes; Cyprinidae
Product: protein Z-dependent protease inhibitor-like
Exons: 5
Coding region: 196-1371 (391 amino acids)
Biological process (GO): blood coagulation; negative regulation of endopeptidase activity
Molecular function (GO): serine-type endopeptidase inhibitor activity
Source: RefSeq, a predicted model, not a curated record